Fusarium redolens is the source of this 1340-nucleotide messenger RNA. RefSeq names its product formyl transferase. Gene Ontology annotation, molecular function: methionyl-tRNA formyltransferase activity. Bases 126 to 1244 code for a protein of 372 amino acids. The record is from RefSeq and is a predicted model, not a curated record. Gene Ontology annotation, biological process: biosynthetic process; conversion of methionyl-tRNA to N-formyl-methionyl-tRNA. The transcript is spliced from 4 exons. Lineage: Eukaryota; Fungi; Ascomycota; Sordariomycetes; Hypocreales; Nectriaceae. Gene Ontology annotation, cellular component: mitochondrion.
CAAUGCAAAUAAGCGGAGAUGCAACAAACGCGAUUCUUUUAUAGUCCCUUCAGGCUGCCAACGUGUAUUGAUACGCCGAGAAGUUACUAACCAAAUUUAAAGUGAUUCAAUGAUGAACUGAGAGCAUGAUUCUAUUGAGUGUCGCCAGAUCCAGGUCAUUGCUUGACUUGCAAAUUCCUCAAUGGCGAAGGCUCUUCUCGCAAAGUGUGCCUCGAAACUCGUCAGACCCUUUGCGCAUCCUUUUCUGCGGAUCAGACGAGUUCAGUUGCGCUUCUCUGACAGCUCUUCAUGAAGAGCAUCGCCAGAAUAAGAAGCUCGUUGAAUCGGUGGAUGUUAUGGUUUUGCCGCCAAGACGCAUGGGAAGAGGGUUCAAAACACUGAGAGAAGUACCUUGUAAGUUGCUGGCAGAAAACUUGAGAUUGAAUAUUCACCAGCGUAAAACCUUCACAGGAUGGGAUCUCCCUGAAAGAACAAAUCUUGUGAUAGCAGUGUCCUUCGGACUAUUCGUCCCGCCUAGGAUCUUGACUUCGGCCAAAUACGGCGGCCUCAACGUGCAUCCUUCUCUGCUCCCCGAUCUUCGUGGACCUGCUCCCAUCCAUCAUGCGAUCCUCAAAGGAUACGACUACACGGGAAUUUCUUUGCAAACACUAGACCACAGAAUCUUCGAUCAUGGAACUGUACUUUCUCAAACUCCUCGCCCCGGAGUAUCGAUACCUCCAGGUUGCACCGUCCAAGAACUCACAAACCUCCUGGCACCAGUUGGAGCGCAAAUGUUAAUUCAAGGUCUACGAGAUGGAGUCUAUGUGACGCCGCGCCAGAAUAAAGGAUGGAGAGCAGAAGAACUCAGUGAAGAGCAGCUUGUCCACGCGCCCAAGGUCACAAAGGCUGAUGGACAUAUCGAAUGGACUAAGUGGACAGCGGAUGAGAUUGUGCGAAGGGUACGAGUUCUUGGAUCUGUAUGGACUCACGCUGUCAAUAAGAAGGGAGAUACAAAGCGUCUGAUUUUCCAAGAUGUUGAGAUCAUAUCUUCAAAGGAUAUCAGGAAUGAUGGAGCAAAAGUCCGGCUCAUUGAGGGCACUGAGGGUAUCUUUGAGACUCGGGUAUGGGAUCAAGGCGAUGGUAGCUGUGCUAUCCGCACUCUGGACGACAGCAUGAUUCAUGUGAAGAAGAUUAAGGAGGAAGGGAAGUCGGAGCGUAAUGCGAUGGUGGGACUGAGGGGCUACAUCGCUGAUGACCAAAUCUAGGCCCAGGUUUUGAGAUCUAUUCUAUUUGUGAACAUUAGAAUCAGGUUAUGAGUCGUGUAGAGGAAAGAGAUGGUUUGUGCCAUGGCAGCAUAAGUC